CCCCUCCCCCCCUACACCCCGUUUUUUUGGAGGGGGGACCCCCUCCGAGAAAAGGGGGGGGAGGACUUUCCUGCAGUUCAGCUCCAAUUCCGUCCUUGCCUGUCCCCACCCCGGCAUCCUCCAAGAGGGAGAGAAAGAGAGCCAGAGAGGCCCACAGGCCACCCCCACCUCCCCCCGCCCCCGGCAGAGGGGCGCCCCCUCCUCACUGUCCCCCCGCCUUGCACCGAGGGCAGCUUUGGGGGAAAAGGAGGCAGGAGAGGCUUCGUAGGGGCGCAGGGUGGUGGUCUCCGGGGGCGACCCGAGGCCCGGACAGUGCAGGAGGGAGGGUCCGGGGGUGGGAGAGGAGCAGGAGGAGAAGGGAAGCCCAGAGGACCCCCCCCGACCUCCAGCGGGGUCCAUGCUAAGACCCCCCCCCCCAUCCUCACCCACCCACCCAACCCCAUCCCGGUUGGAUGACCUGAAGGCCUUCGUGCUGCGCCGCCCAUGACCGGUGACCCCCAGCCCCCCGGCUUGGCGGCCGACCCCGGGGCCGUCCCCACGCCCCCGGGUCCUCCCGACCCCCCGACCUCCCUGGCGAGCAGCAGCCCCGGCUCGGACGACUGGGGCAAGGGGCGGGCCGGGGACGGCGGCUCGCUGGGCAGCCCGCUGGACAGUGGCAUGAGGACGCCUCUCUGCAGGAUCUGCUUCCAGGGGCCCGAGCAGGGGGAGCUGCUGAGCCCGUGCCGCUGCGACGGGUCGGUCCGGUGCACGCACCAGCCCUGCCUCAUCAAGUGGAUCAGCGAGCGCGGCUGCUGGAGCUGCGAGCUCUGCUACUACAAGUACCACGUCAUCGCCAUCAGCACCAAGAACCCGCUCCAGUGGCAGGCCAUCUCCCUGACCGUCAUUGAGAAGGUGCAGAUCGCGGCGGCCAUCCUGGGCUCCCUCUUCCUCAUCGCCAGCAUCUCCUGGCUCAUCUGGUCGACCUUCAGCCCCUCCGCCAAGUGGCAGCGCCAGGACCUCCUCUUCCAGAUCUGCUACGGGAUGUACGGCUUCAUGGACAUGGUGUGCGUAGGGCUGAUCAUCCACGAGGGCCCGUCGGUCUACCGGAUCUUCAAGCGCUGGCAGGCCGUCAACCAGCAGUGGAAAGUGCUGAACUACGACAAGGCCAAGGACCUGGAGGACCAGAAGUCGGGCGGCAGGACGCACCCCCGGGCCUCCUCGUCCGCCCGGCCCAACCCCUCGGCCCCCGCCGCCGCGACGGCCGCCGAGGGGGCCCCGGCCCCGGCCUCCGGGGCGACCCGGGCCCCCGGCCCCGCCUCGGGCCCCCUGGCCGACCACCACUGUGCUUACACCAUCCUGCACAUCCUGAGCCACCUGCGGACGCACGAGCAGCGCGGCCCUCCGGGCGGCCGCCGCGAGCUCGUCAUGAGGGUGACCACCGUGUGACGGGCGGGGCCGCCGCCGGAGCCGAACCCGCCGG
This is a messenger RNA of Ornithorhynchus anatinus (platypus), 1459 nucleotides long. It is a transcript of the gene MARCHF4, whose product is annotated as membrane associated ring-CH-type finger 4. NCBI's taxonomy places the organism in Eukaryota, Metazoa, Chordata, Mammalia, Monotremata, Ornithorhynchidae. The transcript has 4 exons. Gene Ontology annotation, biological process: protein ubiquitination. The coding region runs from base 484 to 1425 and encodes 313 amino acids. Gene Ontology annotation, molecular function: zinc ion binding; ubiquitin-protein transferase activity. The record is from RefSeq and is a predicted model, not a curated record.